UAUAUUCCGUGCUCGCUCAGACCGCGCAUUUUAUGUCUCCAAGCGCUUCCGUGUGUAUAGCUAGUGCUCGACUUUAGGGGUUUAUUUCGACGUAUAAUGCUGAAAUGUAUUUUAUUACGUUGAUCGAAUUGAGCAACAUAAAACGCCAUCUUUGUUAAGCACAACUUUGUGCAUAGAAAAUGGAUACUUUAGCAGCGCCAACUCAUACUAUUGACUUUUCAGAUCAAAUAUUCCGAGUUGAUUUUUCGCCUUAUGAAUGGUCACAGAACGUAAUUUGCAUCGCCCUUGCAAAUAAGAUUUGUGUGGGUAAUGUGAAAUUUCAGGAAGAAGAAGAUUUGGAGGAAGAAUUAGAGUUUCAGUUAUUAAGAGAGUUUCACCACGAGACUCGUGUGUGUGCUGUGGCAUGGAGCCCAGAAACUUCUUUAAGUGUGUUGCCAAAAUGUGUGUCAUUUGCUAGUGCAGGUGCUGACUACAAAGUACGACUGUUCAGUAGUGACUUGGUGGCCAUUCAUACAUUGCAGGUCCUUUGUGGUCAUACCAACUAUGUGAAUUGUGUGACUUACGAACCAGAAGGACAGUUUCUGGCAUCAGUCAGUGAUGAUCACACGUGCAAGAUCUGGAACAUCAAGGAAGAUAAUAGCUGCACUGCAACAUUUUUUCUCACUUCUCCAGGUAUGGCUGUGUGCUGCCAUCGUGAGGAAGUUGGUAAGCUUCUGGUUGCUGAAAAGAAUGGACUUAUUCAUCUUUACAAUGUACUGAGCCACCAAGCCAUUUUGUCCGUUGACAGUGGAUGCAUUCCACUCAUGUCUGCUGAUUGGUCUCCUAGCAACAGUCUGCGUGUGGCUGCCAUUGCAGGUGGAGAGUUGUUGGUAUGGGACAUUUCUAGACCCAGUCGACCCAUAGAUGCACGACCUAUUCAUGUCGAAGGAGGUCAACUGCUGCGAUUCUCACAGCUAAGUGACCAGUACAUUGCCACAGUUGGUCAGGCUGAUCUCCAACUAAAGGUCACGAAUGUCAAGAACAAACAUCCUGUUCUGGUAGCAUCACUUCAGCUUGCUGGUGGCUUGACAUGGCACUUUCGUUUACCUUAUGUCUGUGUGGGGAAUGAUCGUAAACUUUGCUUCUGGAAAGUUGCUACCAAGUGAGGAGGAAUAUUUCCAGUCAGAAACUCUUUGUGAAGUGAAAGCCAAGAUGAGCAGAUAUUUAAGCAGACUUCAUCAGCAUAUGGUUCAGAAGGUAACAGACAUUUAGAAUAGGUUAUAAAACUACUAAUGUAAUUAUUUUUUUUGCAUAUUACUUGAAUUAAUAAGUUAAAUGGAAUAACUGGAGUUCAAAUCUCUUGUUUAAAAUGUUGAAUUCCUUAAUAAAAUCUUCUCGGGCCAGCAGCCUUGCCACUCGGUUAAA
Molecule: messenger RNA, 1404 nt
Organism: Zootermopsis nevadensis
Lineage: Eukaryota; Metazoa; Arthropoda; Insecta; Blattodea; Termopsidae
Gene: Nup37
Product: nuclear pore complex protein Nup37
Cellular component (GO): nuclear pore outer ring
Molecular function (GO): protein binding
Source: RefSeq, a predicted model, not a curated record